Molecule: messenger RNA, 1916 nt
Organism: Chiloscyllium plagiosum (whitespotted bambooshark)
Lineage: Eukaryota; Metazoa; Chordata; Chondrichthyes; Orectolobiformes; Hemiscylliidae
Gene: calb2a
Product: calbindin 2a
Biological process (GO): regulation of long-term synaptic potentiation; regulation of presynaptic cytosolic calcium ion concentration
Cellular component (GO): synapse; dendrite; cytosol
Molecular function (GO): calcium ion binding
Source: RefSeq, a predicted model, not a curated record
GAUCCAGAUGAAAGAAUUCAUGGAAAAAUACGACAAGAAUGCAGAUGGAAGGAUUGAGAUUGCAGAGCUGGCCCAGAUACUCCCAACAGAAGAGAACUUCCUCUUAUGUUUCCGACAGUGCGUGCGGUCCAGCGCAGAGUUUAUGGAGACCUGGAGGAAAUAUGAUGCAGACUGUAGUGGAUACAUUGAAGCAAAUGAGCUUAAGAGCUUCUUGCUGGAUUUGUUAAAGAAAGCAAACAGACACUACGACGAUAAGAAGCUACAAGAGUACACUCAGACCAUACUGAAAAUGUUUGAUGCGAACGGAGAUGGAAAGUUGGGCCUUUCCGAAAUGGCACGUUUAUUACCUGUUCAGGAAAACUUUUUGCUGAGGUUUCAGGGGAUGAAACUGAGUGCAGAGGAGUUCAAUGCAAUAUUCACGUUUUAUGACCGGGAUGGAAAUGGCUACAUUGAUAGUAAUGAGCUGGAUGCGCUACUGAAAGAUUUAUACGAGAAAAACAAAAAGGAGAUGGAUAUUAAGAAACUGACUGCGUACAAGAAAAACAUCCUGUCGCUCUCGCAUGGUGGAAAACUAUAUCGAAGGGAGCUGGAGAUGAUCUUGUGCACAGAGCCCCUGUAGGGAGGACCUCUUCAACAGGAUUGCACUCCAGCCUACAUCAUUCAGUCCACUCCCUCACCUCCCACCCACCCAACGUAACUUUAACCCGGCGCAUGUGCAGGGUGUCCUGGAAACCACAAAUGUGCUUGUGUUGCAGAUUAAGAAACGUCACUAAGGGACAGGCAUCAAAGCUGAGGUGUGAACUCACUCAUAAUGGCUGCCCAUUAUUUUCUAUAUAUCUCCCUUUGCUCAGCAUUUUAAAGCAACAGAUAAUAUAUUAGAUACAUAUUAAAUAUAUAUAUAUAUAUAUAUACACAUACACAGAAUAUAUAUAUAGAAGUAUUUUGAGUCUUGGUAAAUGCUGUUGUUUGCCAAAGGUAAGCCUGUAAUUUACAGCAGAAAGCCAAUUAUCCAACAGACAAUUUGUUGAAGUCUAUUUUAUUCUCUUUGUUUUACUCAGUUGUCCCAGCUGCAGAAGUCACAAGAUGUUCCUUAUGCAAACCACCAACCUGGAAGUUGGGAUCUAUCCAUCAUGGUGUGCCUAGGGAGCUCCAGGGGUUUUGGUAUUGGCCAUCCUGGAUUUUCUCUGCAUUCCCAUGACCGAUCACCUAGCUUGCUGGGGGCUCCACCGAAAUGACUCACUGAGACAAAAGAUUUCAAUAGCAGGGAGCAAGGGGGUCACAAACUACAGUAAGCUCAGAAUUAGGAGGUACCCCUCCAAAGUGUAAUAAGUUUAAGUCACCAAAGAAAGGCACAGCAGUGUUUCUUCUGAGCAAAUGCACUGAAAGCUGUGGUGAGAAGAUAGUGAGGUAACAAUGGGGCAGGGCAGAAAGUGCCUGAUCUGUUGGACAGAAUACUCUGACUGUCUCCCUAAACAAGGCUGGAGGCAGAAACAGCCAAAAACAGUCGGUGUAUAUCACAGCAGCCAGACUGUCUCGCAAAUAGACUAGAGGAUCGGGCACACACCAAUCCUCAGAGGUUUCUUUUGGUGUAGCCAUGGCAACACCUGAUAUAGUUGGUCAGCAAAGUUCAGAGAUAUAUAAUUCAGCCAUUACACUCUCUCAGGAGUAAAUUUAACCAUUACAGUCUGUCAAGGCUAAUGACCAUUACAUCUGUCAGAGUCAGCGAUAAAAAUAGAACUAUUAAAGUGUGUCAGGGUCAGCAAUAUAAAACAAAACCAUUACAGUCUGUCAGGGUCAGCGAUACAAAUAUAAGCAUUAUAGUCUAUCGGGGACAGCGAUAUAAAUUUAACCAUUACAGUCUGUCAGGGUCAGUGAUAAAUAUAACCAUUACAGUCUGUCAGGGUCAGCGAUAUAAA